AUAUGCUUACAUAUAUAAAAAAUUAUUUACAGUCCUCUGUAAUAUCAGUUAGAUUGAAUCGGGUUCGUUUGACGGACGUAGCAGCACGAUUGAGAAACAUGUCGGUCGUAGUAAACGUAAAGCAGGGUAAAUUGGAAGGUUCUUUGUGCGAAAGCGUGUUAGGAACAUCUUACUUUAGUUUCAAAGGAAUACCUUUUGCCGCACCUCCCCUUGGUCCGUUAAGAUUUAAGGAUCCCGAACCUCCGGCUUCAUGGACCGGACUGAGAGAUGCUCGAAAUAUCAAGGUGAAUUGUUGCGUGCAGCCGGACGAACUGUCGCGAACCGAUAUCAUCGGUAACGAGGAUUCACUUUAUCUUAAUGUUUAUACGAGUUCGUUGACGGGAAGUAAAGCUGUUAUGGUUUAUAUUCAUGGUGGUGGAUUUAUUUUCGGUUCUGGCACCGAACAAGUCGUUAGGCCGGAUUACUUUAUGAACAAGGACAUUGUUCUCGUUACCACAAAUUAUAGACUAGGGGUUUUAGGAUUUUUAAAUUUGGACGACGAGGUCGCCUCUGGUAAUCAAGGCUUAAAGGACCAAGUGGCAGCGUUAAAGUGGGUUCAGGAAAACAUUUCGAAUUUCGGAGGAAAUGCCAAAAAUGUAACGAUAUUUGGAGUUAGCGCCGGUGGGACGUCCAUUCAUUAUUUAACAUUGUCGCCUAUGGCGAAAGGUCUUUUUCACAAGGCGAUAUAUCAAAGCGGAACGGCAACGUGUCCUUGGGCCAUAGGACUGAGUAAGCCAGAAAAUUGCAUUAAACUUGCAUCGAUCCUUGGCUUCGAGGAUUCGAAGGAUCCUAAAGAAAUCGUUGAAUUUCUCCGAACGGUUCCAGCUUCGCAACUUAUAGAGGCACAGUUCAAAAUUCUUACACCCUCGGAAACGUCUGUCGAAAAUUUGCCGGUCGGGCCAGUCGUGGAUGUCAAAUCGAAAAAUCCAUUUUUACCUCGUCCGAUAAAGGAAUGCUUAAAAGACGACGCUGAUAUACCGAUUAUGCUCGGUUAUACGAGUAAUGAAUUUAUAAUGUUUUUGAAAGAUACCAGCGAAGGAGACUUGAAAACAAUGGACAAAACGCUGAAGAAUCAUAUUGCAAAAUUAGCUAUUUCAAAGGAGCCCGAAAAAAUUGAUCGAUUGCUGAAAGACGUGAAAAAUUAUUACUUCGAUAACGAGGAACCGUUAAGCAAGGAAAAUAUUCCGUCUUUGAUAAGUCUUUUGAGCGAUAUAUAUUUUUGUUGUCCGAUCAAUAUGAUAGCCGACGAUCGAAGAAAGAGAGAGUGUGCACCAACUUAUUUAUAUAAAUUUUCCUAUGUCGGCGAUGAAGUCACCAUUACUCAUUUGUUAAAAACGAUUCAAGCCAAGUCGGAUAACUCGGAUUACUAUCCAAAGGGAGCUUCUCAUGCCGACGAACAGUCUUAUCUCUUUUAUUUGCCGUUAUGCAAAGCUACGAAUCGUUUACCUCCGGCUGUAGGAACAAAAGAUAGGGCUAUGAUCGAGCGACUUACAUACUUGUGGAGCAAUUUUGCAAAAACUGGCUGUCCAACGUCGUCAUUGAACGAAUAUGUCGAUAAUACCUGGAUACCUGUAAGCAAGGAUAGUUUUACUUACUUAGAUAUAAACAAUCGUCUUAUGAAUUGUCCAUUGAAAGAUAAUUUAGCAGAAAUUUAUCAAAAAAAUGCUUGAAGAGCGAAAAAUAAUUUAACGAUAUGAGUACGUAUUUCGAACUAUACCUUUUCGUCAACGUGUCUUUCUCAUAAGGUGACUUGAUUUUUUCCCAAGCCUUACUUUACAUUUUAUCAUUUAUGCAAUAAUAAAUAUCAUUUUAUCCUC
Molecule: messenger RNA, 1856 nt
Organism: Vespula pensylvanica (western yellowjacket)
Lineage: Eukaryota; Metazoa; Arthropoda; Insecta; Hymenoptera; Vespidae
Product: esterase E4-like
Exons: 8
Coding region: 3-1709 (568 amino acids)
Source: RefSeq, a predicted model, not a curated record